CUUAAAGAAUUCAGUUCAGCUCUGACAGUUUAAAGAAACGCUCCCUAAAGUCUCUCUGGGGUCACAGUCUAGAUGAUGAUGAUGAUGAUGAUGCAGAGAUGAUGGCCACGCCCCCCCCAGGAGGCUUUAAAUGGCCCCACGUCCCCUCCACAGAGAGACAACACAGAGUCACAGCGACAGAGCUCUUGGUGGAGACGCUGAGGAUUGUGGGACUUGUGGUGCAGAAUCUUCUUCUUCUUCUCCUCUGUGACGGCAGGAUGUUGGGCUCGGUGCUGCUAUGCUGUUGGUCCUUCAGCCUGCUCCGGCUCUCCUCCUCUCUGGUUCACGGAAACAUCCAUCUGGACGACGGUCCGGCCGCCGGCCGCCGCGCCGAGACCGCAUACCUGUCUGACCUCGAGAGAAGCCGCGUCCCCGACGCCGACCUCCUACCUGUGGACUCAGUGGAGGAUCACUUCCUGAUGGACCCAGGGUCCUACGACGAGGACUCGUCCUUGCAGCUUCAGGGUCGGGCCAUGCGCUCGCCUCGCCGCUGCAUCCCCCACCAGCAGUCGUGUCUGGGUUACCCGCUGCCCUGCUGCGACCCCUGUGACACCUGCUACUGCCGCUUCUUCAACGCCAUCUGCUACUGCCGCCGAGUCGGCCACGCCUGCCCUCCCAGGCGCACCUGAUGCGUAGAAAGUGUGUCGAUGCUCUUUCUGUUGCGUGUCGAACAAAAUGUGCUGUUUGUGUAAUAAACCACUAA
Micropterus dolomieu (smallmouth bass) is the source of this 742-nucleotide messenger RNA. Its product is annotated as agouti related neuropeptide. The transcript is spliced from 4 exons. NCBI's taxonomy places the organism in Eukaryota, Metazoa, Chordata, Actinopteri, Centrarchiformes, Centrarchidae. The coding region runs from base 99 to 668 and encodes 189 amino acids. Gene Ontology annotation, cellular component: extracellular region. Gene Ontology annotation, molecular function: type 1 melanocortin receptor binding; neuropeptide hormone activity. Gene Ontology annotation, biological process: neuropeptide signaling pathway; adult feeding behavior; positive regulation of feeding behavior. The record is from RefSeq and is a predicted model, not a curated record.